Molecule: messenger RNA, 498 nt
Organism: Drosophila subobscura
Lineage: Eukaryota; Metazoa; Arthropoda; Insecta; Diptera; Drosophilidae
Exons: 2
Coding region: 45-353 (102 amino acids)
Source: RefSeq, a predicted model, not a curated record
AUCGGAAGACUUGAACAGUUCCCAAUAUCAAUCUCAACCUCAACAUGAAGCUCGUCUCGCUUACCUUUGUUGUGUGCCUGGUGGUUCUCUGCUGCCUGGAUGAUGCACAGGCCCAGAGCACCGACUCAACUUCGUCGCCAGCUACGAGCACCAGCAACAGCGGAAACGCCAAGAACGUGGUUGUCUCCAAUUUGAGGUACACGGCGGUCAGGCGCAUUCGUGUGGGCAGCUCCACCACCAGCUCUGUGACCACUCGCAGUGCCUCAGUGCGCAACAGGAAGCUGAGGGCCAAGCGUGCUCAGGCCAAGCGCUCCAAGAGUAAGGCUCUCAACGGUCGCAGGACCAGGGGCUAAGCUAAGCACUCGGGAACGGAUCCCCACAAUCUGACCUUGUUAUCUGUUGCGCUAAAAGUCAAAUGUUUUAUUUUUGAGCUCAUUCUAAACACACAAAAACACUUAAGUUUAUCGACGGGCGAAUUAAAUUAGAUAAAUACGUAAA